This is a messenger RNA of Caenorhabditis auriculariae, 3360 nucleotides long. The record is from the annotation of a GenBank genome assembly. Lineage: Eukaryota; Metazoa; Nematoda; Chromadorea; Rhabditida; Rhabditidae.
AUGCACGUGCCCUACCCCGUUUAUGAUUCAUUUGUUAGUUUCUCUUUCUCUUUUUUUUCGAUUCAUUAUCAAGUAUUGAAUACCGUGUAAUUGGUGGCUCUUCAAAAGGUUGGAAAACAAUUAAAUGCGGGGGAAAGGUUAACCUUUUCAUGCUUGAAAAAAAAAGUCAUGACACUUCAAGAAAAAGGACAGUUUGAAAAAAUUGCCACUUCUGAAUUAUUCAUCUGGUGAAGUUGAAAAAUGAAGGGAAACGCCUAACGGAUUUUUGAAGAAACGCGACGCGACCGCGCCGCACCCAGGUCAUUCUAAAAGAGACUUUAUUAGAAAAAUCUUAAUUCUCAACCCUAUUUUGUCAUUUUUCAGUAUUCAAAAGGAAGAUGGGAACCUUAACCAUAGUUUGAAAAAAUCAGGGUAUUCCUAAGAAACCGCGACGCAAUCGCGCCGCACCUGAGCCAUUCCAAAAAGAGACUAAAUCCCAAAAAUCAUCUUACAGGUGUUAAUUUUCAACCAUAUUUUGUCUUUUUACGAUAUUAAAAAUGAAGAUGAAAACCUAAGCUAUCAAUAAAAAAAUAAGAGAAAUUAUUAAAAAAACCGCGACGCGACCGCACCGCACUCAAGCCAUUCUUUCAAAAAAAUUACCAAAUUCUUGAAAAAAAGUUUUUCCGAAAUCAUAUUUUUCCCUUCUACUAUUACAAAAAAAUGAAAAAUUCGAAGUUUCGAAAAAAACACUUUCAAAAAAACCGCGACGCGACCGCGCCGCACACUAGCCAUUCUUCAGAAAAAAAGGCUAAGUUUAAAAAAAUUUUUUUCUUUCAAAAUUUAAAAUAGGUUCAUUUCCAAUAGCAUAAAGUUACAUCUUGACGAUCGUGAAAUUCGGUAAAAAAAUCUCUGAAAUUAUAUUUCCUGUCAUAAAAUAAAUAAUUUUGUUAUUUCUGUUACUCCAUUAACCGGUGGAGAAAAAACGUCAUAGCGAGAAAAAAAAAUUGACCAAAAGCCAAACUUUUCUCUUUUUUGAAUCUUGUUUUUGAGAAACUGGAAAAUUUCCGACUAAAAAUAUACUGAGAGAGCAAAAAGCCAUGAUGAUAUUUCAAUAACCAUUUUUGCAUAUUGAAUAGAGUAGAGCAGCCAAAAAUGAAAAAUAAAAGGCCUGAGAUUAAACAUGUUAACUUUUACUGCAACUAGUGAGUGACCAAGAAAUGCUUGAAAAACCAAAAAAAAAUCAACCAAAAUCAACGUUUUUUGACCACCUCGCUUCAUUUUAUAACACUCAUUUUUCCUCACUUUUUUGAGGUUUUUCAACUUUUUCUUCUAAAAAAUAUGAGAAAAGGAAAAAACUGUACUAUAUUAUUAUCUCCAAGGAAUUUGGAAAAGGCAUUAAUAAGUCACAGGCCUUUAACAUAUUUCUAAUACUUCUGCAACCGGAAAACUCUCUAAAAUCCUUUUUCCAGGAACUCUGCGUCCAGGAGUGCAGUUCGCUGGUAUCCUACUGUACAGGACGGGAGCCGUCGGUCGUUUGUCAAAUCAGUGGAACGACAUUUAUUCUCAUCAUCUUUCUGGCCAUAUUUACAGGUAUAAUCUAAAUUUUUUUACGGGAGAAAUUGAUCAAAUUUGCAAGAAUUAAAAAAAAUAAAAAAACAUUAAAAUUGAGAUUUUUCUUCGUGAUAAAAAGUUGAAAUUUUUAAAAGAAAAAAAUAAUAAACUUGAGAUUUUUUUAGAGAAUAAUCUUGAUAAAUUAAUUUUUUUCUUAGGUUCAAAAAUUCACCAAAAAUGCGGAGGGUACUUAAAAUUUGUGAAAAAAAUACCUAAAAAAAUCGAAAAAUCUGAUCUACUAAAAAAAUCCGGAAAAUAAGUAUGUUAUUCAAACCUGCGUAGUAAAAAAACGUCAAAUUGAUUUUUCAAAAAAAAAAAAUUGAACUUUUUUUAUCACUCAAGAGUGCGCCCGAUCCGAUUCGACUUUCGCGCAAAUGCAUAAUGAGCAUUUUGAGGAAAGUUCUUGGCUCUAGACGCGAUUUCAACCUUCGAGCCAUUCCAAAUGCGACACUAGAAUUUCAUUCCUAGGAGAUUCAUGUGAAACCUGGCUCAAAUACGCUUCAAAACUCACAUUAAAUCUCUUGAAAAAUCUCAAAUUAUUCGAUUAGCGAUCGAGAUUCAUCAAAAAUCAUCAAAAUGACGUCUUCUUUCGAAAAUAUCUUCUCUCAAGCUCCACGUCUCCAACAAAGCUCUUUGUCAAAAAAAUCCAGAAAAAAGAAAAUUAAGCGGAAUCUUCUCCGUCAAAACAAUUACCUCCAUUACCACGCAAAUCCCCAUGUUUUUGGCCAUUUUUUUUUCUCGUGGGCCGGACGGGGAUAUGAAUAAAAUAUAUUUCUGGCAUCGUUAAUGAUCCUUUUUUGAAAGCCAAAAAGAAAACCGGAAGUCGGAGGCGGAAAGAAGGCCAAGAAGAAUGUUUGUAGUUCAUAAUUAGAGGGUAAGUUCAACAAGCGCCGCUGUUUCUCAAUUUACGGGAUGAGUUGACGCGCAAGUCGGUUUGGGUCGGGCGCAGUUUAAAAUAAUCGAAAGAAAAGAAGAAGAAGUUUUGGAGCUCAUACAGUACCGCUCAAAAGUAUAUUAAGUUUUGGUUUUUUGAGGAUAUCUCAUCGAGUACUUAUCCGAUUUAUAUAUAACUUUCAGGGAUUAUGUAAAAUAUACUUUAAAAAGAUAUACGGUAUACACAUACAUGUCCGCAGUCACUGCGACGCGUUUUUUUUUCGAAUUCAAUUUUUUGUUUUUUUAUGCUUUUUAUUUUUUUAUUUAUUUUCUAUUAAAUGUUUUUAAAAAGUAAUAAUGUUGCCAUAUGUUUAUUUUUCAUGUUUUUCAGACAUGAGAAGAACCUCUCGAAAAAAGAAUUUGACUGAUAACGACAAAAGAGCCAUCGUUGUGGGUCGUCAAAAUGAACUGACCAUGAUGACGUUGGCAGGAAUUUUCGGCGUGACAGAGGCGGGCAUUUCUCAGUUCCUGAAGCGUUGGAAAGCUCAAGAUGGCACUAUUAAGAGCCAACGCACUGAAAGACCACGUUUCAUUGAUCGUAAUGGUGAUAGAAACAUUUUGAAGACGUCUAGAACCAAUCCAAGACUCACCGUCCCUGCGAUCAGACGGGAAGUUUGCUUGAAUUCGCCAUCUCCGCCAUCCGUCUCGACCGUGAAACGACGUCUGAAUGCUGCUGGAAUCAUGAGAAGACGUCCAGUGAAGAAACCGUUGAUUUCUGAAAAGAAUCGAGCCGCCUGGGGGAAGUGGGCGAAGGAGCAUCUCAACUGGCCCGUCAAGACUGGAACAAGAUUCUGUGGUUCGACGAAACGGUCCUUCACCAUGUUUCACAAAGGGUAA